Molecule: messenger RNA, 318 nt
Organism: Cylindrotheca closterium
Lineage: Eukaryota; Bacillariophyta; Bacillariophyceae; Bacillariales; Bacillariaceae
Source: the annotation of a GenBank genome assembly
AUGAUCAGAAAUCAGAAUUUGCAGAACAAGAUCAACUCUUUCAAGCGUCAACUUAUCUACUACGGUUUUGAUAAUCUUGGCAAUGGUAUUUUCGCUCAUCCUUGCUUCUUGAAGGACAAGCGGCACCAAUGUGGCCAGAUCAACCACACAAUUCCCACCAAGAGCCAACGUGAGGGGAAAGCAUUGAUCUCAUCGAGACGAAUUCGUGGAAAGGGAGCCAAACAUGCCCUUCGUGAAAGAUUGGAGAUACCUGGUGCUGCUUCUAGUUAUCCGGAUACUAAGACCACCAAGAAAGAAGCCCCAAUCGAUCGCAAGUGA